Prorocentrum cordatum is the source of this 7362-nucleotide messenger RNA. Lineage: Eukaryota; Dinophyceae; Prorocentrales; Prorocentraceae. The record is from the annotation of a GenBank genome assembly.
AUGAGCACGAUGGCGGAUCUGCUUCUCAAGAUCACGCAGCUGAUCGAACUCUUGGGAAUUCGCCACUGCGUCUUCCUCAUGGGCAACCCAGGGAGCUUCAAGUCGGCGAUGUGGAAGAUUCUCAAGCAGGCAAAGACCAAGCGUGGGGAGAAGACCACCACUGUAGAUUUCAGUCCAAAGGCAAUCAGCACUAACGAACUGUACGGAUUCGUCAACAUGGCGACUCGUGAGUGGAAGGACGGCAUCAUAUCCAAGGUGAUGCGGGAGCUGGGACAGGUACCUGAUACGCAUCCGAAGUGGAUCAUGCUUGACGGUGACCUGGAUGCCAAUUGGAUUGAGUCGAUGAAUAGCGUCAUGGACGACAACAGGCUGCUCACGCUGCCUUCCAACGAGCGAAUCCCGCUGAAGGUGCAUAUGAAGAUGAUAUUCGAGAUCCGCGACCUCAACUACGCGACGCCCGCAACUGCCACGAGGGCGGGUAUCGUGUGCAUGAGCGACGUCGAAGGGGUACAGUGGCGGUCUUACGUGACGAGCUGGAUCAAGAAGCAGGAGUAUCCAGAUCAGGUGAAAGAUGCGAUUCAGAAGCUUUUCGACAAGUACGGGAAGGAAACGCUGCUGUGGAUCCUAAAGAAUACCAAGAUUCAGGUCCCAAUGGUCGACAUCAACAUGAUGUCUGCCUGCUGCAGCUUCUUACAGAACCUCAUCACGCCGGACAAAUACGAAGUGCUCGAAUAUUGGUUCAUUUUCUGCUUCACGUCCUCUAUAGGGUUUUGCCUGUCUGAAGUGGACGGCGUCGACUACAGAAAGGCAUUUAGCAAUUGGUGGAAAGGCGAGAUGAAGACGAUCAAGUACCCGUCAAAGGGCACAAUUUUCGACUACUUCGUGAAGGAUGCGAAGCUUGAGGAAUGGAUGACCGCCGUGGAGGAGAUCGAGUACAGCAGCGAAACGCCCAUGGGCGAGGUCACGGUACCUACCGGCGAGACGGUGGCCAUGACCUACUUGAUGAAGGCACUCAUCAACACGUAUCACCCGAUAAUGCUCAUCGGUCUCGCUGGCUGCGGAAAGACGCAGUCCUGUUUGGGGCUUCUCAGAACCCUGCCGCCCAACGAGUUCAUGUUUUACUCCAUGAACAUGAGUUACUACACGGACUCCACACUGUUGCAGACAUUGAUGGAAAACCCUCUGGAGAAAAAGGCAGGGAAACUCUACGCGCCUCCUGGCAAGCUCAAUAUGAUUUACUUUGUCGACGAUCUUAACAUGCCCGCUUUGGACAAGUACAACACGCAGAGCGCGAUCGAGCUGAUGAAGCAGAAGCAGGACUACGCUCACUGGUGGGACCGAGCCAAGAUCCAGGUGAAGGACAUCGGCAACACGCAGUACAUGUGCUGCAUGAACCCGACGGCGGGCUCGUUCAUCGUCAACCCGCGACUCCAGCGCCACUUCUGGACUUGCUCGGUGCCCUUCCCAGAGCAGGCCGCCCUGCGUACCAUCUACUCGACUUUCAUGAAGGGCCACUUCGAGCGUCUCCCUUUCAAGUCGUCGGUCUCGGAUUGCCUAUCGAAUAUCAUCGUGGCGGCACUGCAGCUGCACACCAAUGUGGUGGCGUCUUUCCGGAAGACGGCCGCCAACUUCCACUACGAGUUCAACAUUCGGCAUAUGAGCGGCGUCUUCAACGGCCUCCUCGCGGCCAAACCGUCCGAAUUCGACAAGGACGAGAAGUUGACCAAGCUGUGGCUGCACGAGAGCGAGCGUGUCUACGGCGACCGACUGGUGUCCGUAUCGGACCUCAAGAAGUACCGUGCGCUCGCCGCAGACCUCUCCAAGCGCAUGUUCGGAAAGUUUAAUUUCUCGAAGUAUUUCCAAGAGAAGAACCCAGACCCUUUAGUUUUCGCGCAUUUCUCCAAGGGCAUCAGUGAAAUGGACGGGGGUGGCACCUACGACCAGAUCAACGGCUUCGACAGGCUGAGCGAGCUGCUCAUGGCGGCCCUUGGCGAGUACAAUGAAAACAACGCGGCCAUGGAUCUCGUACUGUUCGGCGACGCCCUCUGCCACGUGGGCAAGAUCUGCCGCAUCAUCAUGAGCACGCCCGGGCACCCGCUGCUCGUCGGGGUCGGAGGCAGCGGCCGGCAGAGCCUCUCUCGGCUCUCUGCGUAUACGUGCCAGUACAUAACGAUGAUGAUUGUCAUCAGCGGCAACUACGGCCUCAACGACCUCAGGACUGACCUCCAGGCAAUGUACAACAAGGCUGGCGUGAAGGACGAGGGCGUGAUGUUCUUGUUCACUGACGGGCAGAUCACGAACGAAAAAUUCCUUGUCUUCAUCAACGAUCUGUUAGCCUCAGGAGACAUCGCCGACCUGUACGCCAGCGACGAGAAGGACGCCAUCCGCAACGCGGUGCGCAGCGGCUGCAAAGCUGCUGGCGUCACGGAUACGCCAGAAAAUCUCUGGUCGUUUUUCAUCGGCAGGAUCCGCAAGAAUCUCCACAUGUCGCUCUGCUUCAGCCCCGUCGGCGACGACAUGCGCAACAGAGCGCGCAAGUUUCCCGCGCUGGUGAACUGUACAGUUAUCGACUGGUUCCAGCCGUGGCCGAUGGAUGCGCUCUUCAACGUGGGCCAGAAGAUCCUGGGCCCGAUUGAGCAACUGGGGCCUGAAGACAGCCCCGUGAGAGCAGGGAUCGUGGAGUUCUUGCCGUUUAGUUUCGAGUGCUCUGAUGGGGAGGCUGGGAAUUUCAUGGAGAACGAGAGGCGGUUCGCCUACACCACUCCUAAGAGUUUCUUGGAGCUCAUUAAGCUGUACACUACCAUGGUAGGACAGAAGGUCGACGCUCUGGAGGAUCAGAAGGACCGCCUGACCAACGGUCUAGAGAAGUUGCGCAAGACACAGACCGACGUAGCAGGUCUAGAGGAGGAGCUGAAGGUGAAGGCGGUCGUGGUGGCGGAGAAGGCCCAGGCGGCCGACAUCUUCGCCGAGGAGGUGGGCAGGGAGAAGGCCAAUGUGCAGGCCGAGUCCGAGAAAGCUGGCGUGGAGGAGAGGGACUGCGCCAAGAUCGCCAAGGAUGUGUCUCAGCAGCAAUCCUCCUGCGAGGAGGACCUGGCCAAGGCUGUACCGCUCGUCAAGGAGGCAGAGGCUGCCCUGGACAUCCUCGACAAGAAGGAGUUCCAGGUCUUGAAGACCUUCACUUCGCCCCCUGGUGGUGUUGGGGAGGUCUGCGAGGCCGCGAUGCACCUGCAGGCCGGCAUCGACCCAAACAUCGAGGUUGACAAGAAGGGUAAUAUCAAGGAUGGGUCGUGGAAGUCUGCAGUGAAGAUGAUGGGCAAUCCAGAGAAAUUCCUGCAGAACUUGAAGGAAUAUAAGAACAGCAUCGAUGAGGGCAAGGUGCCCCAGACGAAUAUCGAGAAGGCAAGGAAGAUCCAGGUCGCCAUGGGCGAAGCGUUCACUUACGAGAAGAUGAUGACAAAAUCAAGCGCGGCAGCAGGCCUAUGCGCCUUCAUUAUCAACAUCAUCAUGUACUACGACGUGGUGAUCCAGGUGGAGCCGAAGCGCCAGGCUUUGCGCGAAGCGACCGAGACGCUGAACAAUGCCAACACGAGGCUCGCCGAGGUCAAGGCCUUGGUAGCAGAGCUGGAGGCCAAGUUGGCGAAGCUGAUGGCCGAGUUCGACAAGGCCAUGGCCGAGAAGAACGCUGUGAUGGCCGAAGCCCAGAAGUGUCAGACCAAGCUGGACAUGGCGCAGCGCCUCGUAGGCGCUCUAAGCGCCAACGGGAUCAUCUGGGAGCAGACAGUCAACACCACGGCCGAGAUGUUGGUGUUCAUCCCCGGUGACACGUUGGUUGCAUGUUCCUUUGCGUCUUACGUCGGCGUCUUCACGCGCGUUUACCGCGAGUCCUGCGUUCAGAAGUACGUCGAUUUCCUGCGCUCGAAGGGCGUGCCCCUGGGCCCAAAGCCAGAUCCUCUCAGCAUCCUGGCGACGGACGCCCAAAUGGCCGGCUGGGCCUCCCAGGGCCUCCCGUCCGAUCGUGUUUCCUGUGAGAACGGCUCCAUUGUCACGAACUCACAGCGGUGGUGCCUCAUGAUCGACCCGCAGCUGCAAGGAAUCGUGUGGAUCAAGAAGAAGGAGGAGGACAACCAGCUGCAGAUCACCCGCAUGGGCCACUCGAAGAUAGUCAACACAUUCGAGGUGGCUCUCGACCAGGGCAAGUCAGUUCUGAUCGAGAACAUGGGCGAGACGAUCGACGCAGUACUGAUGCCCAUUGUCUCCCGGAACACAAUCAAGCGUGGAAACAAGAAGGUCGUGAAACUGGGUGAUAAGGAGAUCAUUUUGAAGGACCAGUUCAAGCUCUUCAUGCAGACGAAACUGUCCAACCCACACUACCCGCCAGAGAUUCAGGCCGAGACCACGGUGAUCAACUUCACCGUCACCGAGGACGGCUUGGAGGACCAGGUCUUGUUCUUGGUCGUCAAGCUGGAGCGGCCCGAUUUGGCUAAGAAAAAAACCGCGCUGAUCCAGCAGCAGAACGAAUUUAAGGUGGCGCUGGCCAACCUUGAGGCGCUUCUGCUCGACAAGCUCGCCAAAGCCGAGGGUGACAUCUUGGACGACACGGAACUUAUUCUCAGCUUAGAGGAGGCAAAGAAGACUUCGGAUGAAGUCAAGGAGAAGGUCGUCAUUGCGGUGGAUACCGAGGCCAAGAUCAACGAGACCUCCGAGUUUUACCGCCCUAGCGGCAUCCGGGGCUCCCUUCUGUUCUUCCUGCUCUGCGACCUGUGCAAGAUGCAUACGUUCUACAAGUAUUCGCUUGACUCCUUUGUGAUGGUGCUCACGCGCGCGGUGAACGGAAUCACAUUGCGGAAGCCGAAGGUGAUAGAGCCUCCGAAGGAGGAGAAGGAGAAGGCUGAGGGCGAAGAGGACGAGGGAGCCGAGGAGGAGGAGGAAGAGGAGGAAGAGGAGGAAGAAAAGGGCGAAGACGAAGAAGAGGAGGAGGAGAUCAUCGACCUUUCUGGCAAGGAGCUAAAGGAUCGUGUGCAGCUCCUGGAGCGUACCAUCACCUACGCAGUGUUCGCCUUCACGCGCCGAGGCCUCCUCGAUGUUGACAAGAUCAUCGUGUCUACGAUGGUGGCGAUGAGGAUCCUGGUGAGGGGAAAGAAGAUCACUCCAGAGGAGUCCAUGAUGCUCAUCCGCGCGCCGCCCGAUCCCAACGCGGGGGCCAUGCCGGACAACGCCAAGACCUGGCUCUCGGAGACGCAGUGGGCUCAGCUGAAGUCGCUCGAGGGCAUGGAGGCGUUCAAGAAGGGGGGCAAGCUCACGGAGUCGGUGGAGCAGGACUCCCUGGGCUGGAAGCGCUGGUUCGGCGAGGAGCGCCCCGAGACCGCCGACCUGCCGAGGAGCGCCCGCGACCUCUCGCCGUUCCACAGGCUCUUCCUCCUCCGGACGUUGCGCCAGGACAGGAUCGCGGAGGCGCUGAAGCAAUUCAUCAUCGAUAACCUGGGGCAGGACUACGUCGAGCAGGCGCCCUUCGACCUGGAGUCCGCGCUGGAGGAGUCUAGCUGCAUCACGCCUUUCUUCUUCGUGCUGUUCCCCGGCGUCGAUCCCACGCCUACUAUCGAGGCAGUCGGCAAGAAGUUGGGAAAGACAGAGGCCAAUGGCAUGCUCGUCAACAUCUCCAUGGGGCAGGGACAGGAGCAGAUCGCCCUCAACGCAUUGACCAAGGGCGCCAAGGAGGGCGGCUGGAUCAUGCUGCAGAACAUCCACCUCAUGCAGGACUGGUUGAAGCAGCUGGAGCGUGCGCUGGAGGUCAUCGAAGAGUUCUCGCAUGAAUCUUUCCGCUGCUUCCUGACCUCGGAGCCGCCUUCAGCGCUGCAAGGCCGUCUGUGGGAAUUGAUCCCCGAGCCAAUCUUGCAACGGUGCAUCAAGGUUGCAGACGAAGCACCGGCAGAUCUGAAGUCCAAUCUGCGCAGGGCAUACUCGAAGUUUAGCCAGGAGAGCGUCGACGCAUGCCUGAAGCCUAAGGAAUUCAAGGCCACGCUGUUCGCACUGUGCUUCUUCCACUCGCUCAUCUCCGGCCGCAUCAAAUUCGGGGCGCAGGGCUGGUCCAAGAAGUAUCCGUUCAACGACGGCGAUCUCACGAUUUGUGGCCAGGUGCUCAGGAAUUAUCUGAACAAUUCCGAGCACCUGGGCACGGACGUGCCAUGGCCAGAUCUGCGCUACAUCUUCGGCGAGAUCAUGUACGGAGGCCACAUUACUGACCCCUGGGACCGCCGCGUCAACAAUACAUACCUAGAUGUCCUGGUCACCCCAGAGCUGCUGGCAGGCGUCAACCUGUGUCCGAAUUUCAAGUCUCCAGACGCAUCCAAGCUGGAGUACCAGCAGUACGCCAAGUACAUCGAGGAGCGAUUCCCACCCGAGGUACCCAUGAUGUACUGGCUGCAUCCCAAUGCAGAGAUCGGUUUCCUGACCAACCAGGGCAUCGGCAUCUUCGAAACCAUCUCGUCCAUUGCUGGAGGCGGUGGCGGCUCAGGCGCUGGAGACAUCUCCGCGGCGGGGGUUAUGAUCACCACUUACAUGGGCCAGUUGCCCAGCAACCUGGACAUGAUCGACAUUCGAGGCAAGCUGAAGCCCGAGGACUUCACGCCGUUCGUCAUCGUGGCCCUCCAAGAGGCAGACCGCAUGAACCUGUUGCUAAGUCACAUGCGCUUUUCGAUGAUCGACCUUGAGAAGGGAAUCGGCGGCCUGCAGAACAUCACGGAACACAUGGAGUCCCUGGCUUCGGAUCUGCAAGCGAACAAAGUGAACGCGUUGUGGGCGGAGAAGGCGUACCCUUCGUUGAAGGCGUUGUCCGCGUGGUUCGCCGAUUUGCUCGAGCGCGUCAACCAGGUGGUAGAAUGGACCGCGAAGAUCUCACUUCUGAAGUCGAUCUGGCUGGGCGGCCUCUUCAACUCCAUGUCGUUCCUCACCUCGAACAUGCAGGUGGCCGCGCGCGCUAAUAGCCUGCCCCUGGACUUCAUGAGGAACCGGUGCCGCUUCUACAAUACGCGCGACUUGGCCGACAUCACGGGCGUCCCCCCGCAAGGCGUGAACGUCCACGGCUUGUUCAUGGAGGGGGCCGGUUGGGAAGAUGGUAAGGGCGAAGACGAGGGAUAUAUCACGGAGAGCAAGAUGAAGGAUUUGCACCCGUUGAUGCCCAUCUGCAACGUCUUCGCGGUGCACAUCGAUGAGAUGAGCUGGGCCGCGAUGUACCACUGCCCGCUGUUCUCUACCACCCUGCGCGGGGCCACCUUCAUCACCCAGACGAAUGUCCGCAUGGACCCAGACGACACAGAGACCCGCUGGAUCCUGGCUGGCGCUGCGCUGCUCACACAGGACGACUGA